AUGGUUAUUUGGCUAGGAAGUGGGUGUGCCCAUGGAGACAAAGAUCCAGAUUCAAAUCCACCAUUUGUGAUUGUUGCCGCUGGACAAGUGGAAGUGGUGCUCGAACUCGAACUUGAGGAGAUACGGGUAGAGAAUGAAGAUGGGGCAGCAGAGGAAAUCGGUAGAAUCGAGGAGGAUUCAGCUGAGGAGGAGAAUAAUGUACUGCUGGGGAGAUCAGAGGUGGUGGAUGAACUCUGGAUUUCGCUGGUGGAAGCGGCUGAAGUGGUGGGGAGCACAGAAUUUGGAAUAGUGCUGGAUUCUGAAGCAAUUGUCGAAGAGAAUUCGGAAGUCGUAGAAGCCAAAGAGAUUGAAGAUUCUACACUACUGGUUGGUACAACACUGGUGAGAGCUGUUUCAGAAGUUGAUAUAGCGCUGGAUGAGAUCGAUGGCUCAACAUUGGUUGGUACACCACUGGAAGAUAUUGAAGAAACGGCGGAUGAACCGGUUAAAAUGCUUGAAGAAGUUUCAGAAAUUGCAGAAGUGCUAACAGCUCCACUUGAUGAAACUAUACCGCUGGAGGAUGCUAUAAUCGAAGAUGCGACAUUCGAAGAUACGGCACUUGAGGAUCCGACAUUUGAAGUCGUUGCAGGAACUUCUGAGGACAGAAGAAUACUGGAGCUAACUGUUGCGGGUUGA
Messenger RNA from Botrytis porri, 675 nucleotides. RefSeq lists its product as uncharacterized. The coding region runs from base 1 to 675 and encodes 224 amino acids. The record is from RefSeq and is a predicted model, not a curated record. Lineage: Eukaryota; Fungi; Ascomycota; Leotiomycetes; Helotiales; Sclerotiniaceae. The transcript has 4 exons.